AUGUUUGUCCAUCACAUGAAAUAUACGUACGAGUGGUCACUGGAUGUCCAUUCGUUGUCAUCAUCGUCGUCAUCGACAUCGAUGGCUGGCAUUGAAAAAAGUCCCGUAAUGUUGACCAAAAACAACAUCAAAUGGCAUCUCUAUGUAGACCUACGGCAAGUUUAUCGGAAAACUAAUCAAUCGUUUACUGUUCGGCUAUUGUUGGAUGAGUUGCCGAAAUCCGAUGACAACCAGAUAUUGGACAUCGAAUUCAACGUAUAUCUGGUGGCCAAAGAUGACAUUACUGGCCAUACAAGACAAUUGGUUGUAUUAUAUACAACACGGCUCUCACCGCCAGUCAUGAUAAACAGCAACCGUACGGACAUCGACACCAAAAACAUUGUUGUCGUCGUCGACAAAGAGUUGCCGUUCAACGACCAGAUGACUGACGAUAAUCACCAAUUGGUUCUCUACUUUGAAUUGGUUUACAUCGAACCCAGGGAUCAAAUAUGUCAACGAAUUGGUACCGAUUUAGUUGACUCGUUGCGGACGUUGAUGUCUAGCGGCGAUCACAGCGACGUAACACUGGUGGUCGGCAGCGGCGGCGACGGCGGCGAUCGACAAUAUUCGGCCCAUAAGUGUAUACUAAGCGCCAGAUCCGAGUUUUUUCGGGCAAUGUUUGCCAAUCCGAUGAAAGAGUCAAACGAUAAUCGAGUGAUCAUCGAUACGGCCGAUGCCGACGUGUUUGACCAGUUACUCGAGUUUAUCUAUACGGGUAGUAUCGGCAGCGGCGGUGGAGCGGACAUCGACCCGAUAGCGGCCAACCGAUUGCUAGUGUGCGCCGAAUACUAUUCACUGCCCGAUUUGAAGUCCAUUUGCGAACAUAUACUAUCGCAAACAUUGACCACUGGAUCGGCUAUCGAUUUACUAUUGUUUGCCAUCAAAUAUAAUGCCCGAUCGUUACGGGAAAAACUUAUCGAUUAUGUGGCCAACAAUUAUCUGGAAAUUGAACUCAAAUCUGGCCAUAAAUUAAGCGAUUUAUUUAAAACUGAACCCCAAUUAAUGCAAUCGAUUGUACAUAAAAUUGCUAAACUUAAUAAUAUUUAUUAA
Messenger RNA from Oppia nitens, 1089 nucleotides. Its product is annotated as speckle-type POZ protein-like B. The coding region runs from base 1 to 1089 and encodes 362 amino acids. Lineage: Eukaryota; Metazoa; Arthropoda; Arachnida; Sarcoptiformes; Oppiidae. Gene Ontology annotation, molecular function: ubiquitin protein ligase binding. The record is from RefSeq and is a predicted model, not a curated record. Gene Ontology annotation, biological process: proteasome-mediated ubiquitin-dependent protein catabolic process; regulation of proteolysis. The transcript has a single exon. Gene Ontology annotation, cellular component: cytoplasm.